UGACGCCUGGACCCAGACUUGGUGCCGCCGCCGCCAUCCGCCGGUGGGAAACAUGUCCGCGGGCCGCCCGUUCCUGGCCUGCGCCUGCUUCUUCUCCGACAACAUCUUCGUGGGGCGCUACGGGCUGCACGUCCGGUACCGGGACGAGCGGCAGCUCCGCCGCGACUACGGGCGGGCGCUGCGGGAGCGGGGCUGCCGGAGCGAGGAGGACUUCGGGGCCGCGCUGAGGGAGAUCGAGGCAGAAGUGACCAGAAGAAGAGGGUUAAUUCAUCAGUCAGUGAAACGCAAAGCCAUCAUCUCACAGUGCUACAAGAGAAAACACCCAGAAGUGUACACUCUGCAGGAUUCAUUCCUGUCCCCUGACUUCCUGGAAAUUGUGAGGUACUCCACGUCACCGACCGCUCAUCUCCAUGGCCUCCUGCGCUACCUCGAGUGCUUCUCAGAGAAGAGGAUCUAUCGGCUCCCAGUGUUCACAGAGGAGUUCUGCCAAGCCUUUGUGGAUGAGCUGGAGAACUUUGAGCAGUCGGAUAUGCCUAAAGGCAGGCCCAACACUAUGAAUAACUAUGGGGUUUUGCUGAAUGAGCUUGGGAUGGAUGAAACCUUCAUCACACCCCUGCGUGAGAAAUACCUGCGGCCCAUAACAGCACUGCUCUAUCCCGACCUGGGGGGUGCCUGCCUGGACAGCCACAAGGCCUUUGUUGUCAAGUACUCACUGCACGAAGAUCUGGAUCUGAGCUCUCACUAUGACAAUGCAGAAGUCACCUUAAAUGUUUCACUGGGCAAAGACUUCACAGAAGGCAACUUGUACUUUGGGGAUCUCAGCCAGGAUCCUACCCCCGUGCCAAAGUACAUAGAGAUCGAACACAUGGGAGCCCAGGGGCUAUUACACCGAGGAGGGCAGAUCCAUGGGGCGCUUCCCAUUGCCUCCGGGGAACGCUGGAACCUCAUUGUUUGGAUGAGAUCCUCUGCCAUCCGCAACCAGCUCUGCCCCAUGUGCAACAAGAAACCUGAGCUGGUGGAAGCAGAGGGGUUUGGAGAUGGGUUCACAGAGACCCUUAAGGACGAUGUGCCUGGAACUGUGGAUCUCUGUUCCUUGGGGUAGCAAAUGGUAGAGCCUGAAUUCUU
This is a messenger RNA of Neopsephotus bourkii (Bourke's parrot), 1125 nucleotides long. It is a transcript of the gene OGFOD2, whose product is annotated as 2-oxoglutarate and iron dependent oxygenase domain containing 2. The coding region runs from base 53 to 1102 and encodes 349 amino acids. Gene Ontology annotation, molecular function: oxidoreductase activity, acting on paired donors, with incorporation or reduction of molecular oxygen; L-ascorbic acid binding; iron ion binding. Lineage: Eukaryota; Metazoa; Chordata; Aves; Psittaciformes; Psittacidae. The transcript is spliced from 7 exons. The record is from RefSeq and is a predicted model, not a curated record.